This is a messenger RNA of Leopardus geoffroyi (Geoffroy's cat), 2183 nucleotides long. It is a transcript of the gene TP53I11, whose product is annotated as tumor protein p53 inducible protein 11. Bases 600 to 1169 code for a protein of 189 amino acids. Lineage: Eukaryota; Metazoa; Chordata; Mammalia; Carnivora; Felidae. The transcript has 9 exons. The record is from RefSeq and is a predicted model, not a curated record.
CCCCAACCCCUCUCCCCCUCCCGCCCGGCGGCCACCCUCGGGGGCGAGGCAGCCGGCGCGUGGGAGGGGACGGCGCGCCAUUGGCUUGCGCGCGGGACCGAGAGGAGGGACCAGCGCGGGCCGCCAGACUCGGGCAAACCCCGGCCGCGCAGGACGCCGCGCGCAGUCCCGCCCGGCCCUGCCCUGCCCUGCCCUGCCCCGCGCGGGCGGCGCGAUGUGAGGCUCCCGAGGGCCCAAGCGUCCCCUGGCUCGCCAGCCCCGCGCAGCGCCGGCGCCAGCAUGCGCUAGGAACGGCCGCUGAUCGCGGUGGCGGAGUUCCCGCUGGCGGGUCCUACUGGUUCGGCCGGCCGUGGGGGCGCCCAACAGCCCGGAGCUCCCCGCCUGGGGUCCCCAGCUCUCAGGCCCGGGUCUCCGAAAGUGGGUGAGUGUCUGGAGCCGGAGAUAAAGGACACGUUGGAGGAGGAAGGAGUCAGACCGGGAGAGACCCCCGACUCCCGGCCGGGGAGGUGUGGUGCUGAUUGAACGGGAGGACCGGCGGCCAAGUCAUCUCCGUGUCUCCCGGACCAGCGCCUGGUGGACGACAGCGGCUCCAGGACGAGAUGGCGGCCAAGCAGCCCCCGCCUCUCAUGAAGAAGCACAGCCAGACGGACCUCGUGAGCCGCCUGAAGACCCGCAAGAUCCUCGGCGUGGGUGGGGAGGACGACGACGGGGAGGUGCACCGCUCCAAGAUCAGCCAGGUCUUGGGCAAUGAAAUCAAGUUUGCUGUUCGGGAGCCUCUGGGGCUGAGGGUCUGGCAGUUUGCUUCUGCUGUGCUCUUCUCCGGCAUCGCCAUCAUGGCCCUCGCCUUCCCUGACCAGCUCUAUGAUGCGGUCUUUGAUGGAGCCCAGGUGACCAGCAAGACCCCCAUCCGCCUCUAUGGCGGUGCCCUCCUCAGCAUCUCCCUCAUCAUGUGGAAUGCUCUCUACACGGCGGAGAAAGUGAUCAUCCGAUGGACUCUGCUCACCGAAGCCUGUUACUUUGGGGUCCAGUUCUUGGUGAUCAGUGCCACGCUCGCAGAGACCGGCCUCGCGUCCCUGGGGAUUCUGCUGCUCUUGGCCAGCCGCCUCCUUUUUGUCGUCAUCAGCAUUUACUACUAUUACCAAGUGGGCCGAAAACCCAAGAAAGUCUAGCCACUCGCUGGGCCAGGGGCCCCUGUGUGGCGGGGAGGCCCCGGGGCCUCAGUUUCCCUCUGGCUGCUGGAAGGCAGGAAGGAGCCUGCCCUGUGCCGGGCCUGCCCCUAGGCAGGCGGGGCUGACCGCCUUCCUUUCCUCCCGGGCACCCCCAAAUGCUGUGAUCUCCUGGGCUUUCAGGUUUGGGGAGGGACGGGGCCUCUUGAACCUCUGGCCCUCGCCCCACACAGGAACGCCUCCUUUUCGUGGGUCUCUUGGCCUCCGGAUCCCCUGGACAGACACUCACUGGAGAGCUUGAGUCGUGGGGUUUUGGCCUGAGAUGGGGCUCUCGCCCUUUCUGCCGGGAGGCCCUUCUCUGGUUUGAGACAGGCUGAGAACUGUCCCCCGGUCCUCCCUACACCCCCGGCCACUCUAGUGCCCAUGUGGCUGACCGUGGCUUCCGUGUAUGCCUGGAAAAAUCCAAGAAUUUGACCCAGUGCCCCUAUCCCUCCCCACCCAUGGGAGCUGCCCCUGCCCCCUAACCGCGCACGCCUGCCCUUCCCACAGCCGAGCUGCGGGCGGACCGGCAGGGGUGGUGGUCUCUGAGCCGGUAACUCCCUUUCAGCCUCCCUCUGCAGUGGGCCGCCUGUCGCCAGAGCCCGGUCCCCAGCCCCAAGCCCGGCCACCACAGGCUCUCCUAGGGCCUUACUCUAGGCUGCCAUGCCUCCGCCCGGCUCCCGGACGCCCCUAGGAGUCCCCUUCCCCCAACUGGCCUGGGUCCAGAGGCUGCCAGCAGCCUCACCCCCAGGCCAGCCCCGACAGUGGACGCAGAGAGAAGUGGAACCCCCGUGAUGGGGUUUGGAGAUGAAGAAGAAGAGAGAGACGCAGUGGCGUUUCCUCGGCCCUUCGGUCUGCCCGGUUCAGUCCCCUCGUGCACCCUCGCCCUCUCCCCGGGGUGCUGCCCCCGAGACCCGGCGGGGUAGGACUGGGUGCCCUUCAAACUCAGCAGGGGAAAUAAAUAGAAAUAUUGCAGCA